GCUGGGAACGGCUCCGAGCCCCGGCCGGAGCGGAGGGAGGCUCUGGGAGGGCAGCAGGGACCCCCGGCUCCAGGUCCGGCUCUCGCCUUGCCGAGGGGAGCCGCCGCGGAGUCGGGGUUCAGCCAGCCGUGCCACCGUGCCAGCCGUGCCAGCCGCCCGUCCCUGCGGCUCCCGAGGAAAGGGUCCCUGGAUGCCACGGGGCAGGAUGGGCACCACGGCCGUGCUGCUGGCCCUGCUCCCCACGGCCACUGCACAAUCCACACCACCCCCAGGCUGCAGCCACGACCUCUCAUCCCUCUACUACAACCUCUGUGACCUCUCAGCGGGCUGGGGCAUCGGGGUGGAAGCAGUGGCCAGCCUCGGCGUGGUGACCACCUUUGUGCUCACCAUCGUCCUGGUGGCCAGCCUGCCCUUCGUGCAGGACCACCAGAAGAAGAGCCUGGUGGCCACGCAGGUCUUCUUCCUUCUGGGCACCUUCGGGCUCUUCUGCCUGACCUUCGACUUCAUCGUGGGGCCGGAUUUCUCCACCUGCGCCUCGCGCCGCUUCCUCUUCGGCGUCCUCUUCGGCAUCUGCUUCUCCUGCCUGCUGGUGCACGCCGUGGCGCUCAACUUCCUGGCGCGGCGCAACCGAGCCCCGCGGGGCUGGGUGACGCUGGCGGUGGCGCUGUCCCUCGCCUCGGUCGAGGUCAUCAUCAACGCUGAGUGGCUCAUCAUCACGGUGGCACGGGCCGAGGGCGGCCCUGCGGACCCCUGCCAGCUGGCGGACGCUGAUUUCGUCAUGGCCCUCAUCUACGUCAUGGCCCUGCUGGUGGCCGCCUUCGGCACGGCCUGGCCGACCCUGUGCGGCCGCUACGGCCGCUGGCGCAAGCACGGCGCCUUCAUCCUGGCCACCACCGGCCUCUCCGUGGCCAUCUGGCUGGCGUGGACCAUCAUGUACUUGUAUGGGAACCAGCGUGCCGGCCACAAGCCCGGCUGGGAUGACCCCACGCUGGCCAUCGCUCUGGUCUGUAACGCCGCCGCCUUCCUCCUGCUCUACGCCAUCCCCGAGGUGACACACGUGACACGGCGCAGCCCCGAGCAGGCCUUCGAGGACGAUGGCUACCCCACGCGCGGGGUGGGCUACGAGACCAUCCUCAAGGAGCAGAAGUCGCAGAGCAUGUUUGUGGAGAACAAGGCCUUCUCCAUGGAUGAGCCAUCCUUUGCAGCCAAGAAGCCGGUGUCCCCAUACAGUGGCUACAAUGGGCAGCUGCUGACCAGCGUCUACCAGCCCACCGAGAUGGCUCUGAUGCACAAAGGGACGAGUGAAGGUCCCUACGACGUGAUCCUGCCCCGUGCCUCCACCAGCCCCAUGCCUGGCAGCGCCAGCUCCACGCUCCGAGCCGAGGACGCCUUCGCGGCACAGUCCCGGCACUCCAGCAUCCCGAGGGACACCCGCAGCUGCCAGGUGCAGUCCCCGUACAGCAGGAACCGGUGGUGAAGCCCCCGUGACGCAGCCCCGCAGCGCCGGCACAGCCGCGGCCCCUCCAUCCCGCUCCCCAGGGCUCGCCAAGCCUCGUGAAUCCCACCCUGACGUGUGAAUCCCACCCUGACGUGUGAAUCCCACCCUGACGUGUGAAUCCCACCCUGGCUGGCAGCCAGAGCCGGUUCCUGCCCGUGGCAUUCCUGGACACAGCCCCAGAGCCAGCGCUCCCACCCGGCCAUGGACCCCUCAUCCCUGCCUCAAGGACUGGCUGCCGUGGGGACAGCCCCAGUUGUCGCCUCGCUGCCUUUGUGAUGCACAGACACCCCAACUUCCCCAGGCCGUGGACCCUGCGAAGCUGAGGAGCCCCUGGGACCCCCGCCCAGGGCACCCUCAGCACCGAGCCCCCGGCCCCACACUGACCCCAACAGCCCUGGGGACCCCGAGCUGAGCUGGCCCCAAGCCAACGCAGGGCACAAGGGACACAAAGCUGUCCCCAUCUCUGUUUCCUUCUGUUCCUGUUUCCCCAUUUCUGGGAAGGGGGUUUGCUGGGGGUCCAGGGGAUCAGUGCCUUGCUGGGGCUGGGGACCAGCCCCCGACAGCUCUGGCCACCUUCUCGGUGCCUUCCCCCCUCGGGGCUUGGGGACCCCUGCAGGGAGUGCGGAGGGAGCUGGGCCCCUCGCCCUCCUUGUGGCUUUCUCUGCCAAAUUUCCUUUUUU
Molecule: messenger RNA, 2178 nt
Organism: Catharus ustulatus (Swainson's thrush)
Lineage: Eukaryota; Metazoa; Chordata; Aves; Passeriformes; Turdidae
Gene: GPRC5C
Product: G protein-coupled receptor class C group 5 member C
Exons: 5
Coding region: 191-1477 (428 amino acids)
Biological process (GO): G protein-coupled receptor signaling pathway
Cellular component (GO): intracellular membrane-bounded organelle; plasma membrane; extracellular exosome
Molecular function (GO): G protein-coupled receptor activity; protein kinase activator activity
Source: RefSeq, a predicted model, not a curated record